CCAUUUCCCCUAAACUCCUACUCAGAGUUCAGUUCACAAAGACCAUUUGGAAAAAAUGGCUGCCUUUGUGGUCAUUCUAGUUAUAGUACUUAGCUCAUUUACAGUUCUUGGCCAAAAUGAAGGCAUUGUCACUUCAGAACUAGCUCCUAAUUCCCUUGUCAGCUUCCCACCUGUUGAAACUCCUAAGCCUCAUAAUGGUGGCCAUCACCACCACCACCACCACCACAAGCACGGCCAAGCCCCAGCUCCUUCUCCCUCUCACUCUUCACAAACACCAUCAUCACCACCAGUCAAACCACCGUCUCCACCUGUUAAACCACCAACUUCACCUGCUCAUUCGCCUACUAAAUCACCAACUCCGCCUGCUCAUCCACCAGUUAAACCACCGUCUCCUCUUCCAGCCAGGAAGUUUGUUGGUGUAAGAGGAGUUGUUUACUGCAAAUCUUGCAAGUACAGAGGGAUUGACACUCUCUUGGGAGCUUCUCCAAUUCAGGGAGCGGUGGUGAAGCUGGCAUGCAACAACACAAAGUACCACCUAACAGCCCUUGGCACGACAGACAAGAAUGGUUUCUUCUUCAUCCAACCAAAGUGGUUGACCACAGCAGGUUACCACAAGUGCAAGGUGUUCUUAGCCAAAUCACCAAAACCAGAAUGCAGUGUCCCAACAAAUUUCCACAGUGGACAAGCUGGAGCCAUGUUGGUCCCUGCACCACUGCCACCACCAGCUCCAAUGACAUCAAAACCAGUGGAUUCUGAGACUGGGGUUAAGCUCUUUAAUGUUGGACCUUUUGCUUUUGAGCCCUCAAAGAAUCUGCCGUGCAAGCAGUAGUGAGAUACUGUGUUUGCUGUGUUGAGUGUUGUACAUGGAUUGUUUGGGAACUGGGAAAGUGAUAAGCUAUAGUAGUACUACUAGAUUGUUGGGAACUGGGGAGUGUGUGUUUUGAGACUUUCAAUUCUUGUUUGUUGUUACUUUUGCUUUUCUUGUUUAAUUUUUAUUAAUGAUAAUGUAGUAGUGUUAGGCUGCUUGCUUUAAUGGUGGUUUGGUCUGUCA
Molecule: messenger RNA, 1051 nt
Organism: Nicotiana attenuata
Lineage: Eukaryota; Viridiplantae; Streptophyta; Magnoliopsida; Solanales; Solanaceae
Product: pistil-specific extensin-like protein
Exons: 2
Coding region: 56-829 (257 amino acids)
Source: RefSeq, a predicted model, not a curated record